Messenger RNA from Penicillium macrosclerotiorum, 876 nucleotides. Its product is annotated as alpha/beta-hydrolase. The coding region runs from base 1 to 876 and encodes 291 amino acids. The transcript has 2 exons. The record is from RefSeq and is a predicted model, not a curated record. Gene Ontology annotation, molecular function: serine-type peptidase activity. Lineage: Eukaryota; Fungi; Ascomycota; Eurotiomycetes; Eurotiales; Aspergillaceae. Gene Ontology annotation, biological process: proteolysis.
AUGACGGCGGGCUGGCGUCGUGGUUUUGGGUUUCCACACUGGUUAUAUGAUCACUGUCAGGAAAAGGGCUACAUAUUUAUCGGGGCCGAUUACCGGCUUUGCCAUCCGACCACGGCCCUUGAUCAAAUCGAAGACGUGAAGCAGUUAUUCAAAUUCCUUUCAGAUGGAAGCUUCGAGACAAGUCUGCCGACGGAUGUGUCUCUUGACAUAAACCGGAUAGCGGUCACAGGUUUCUCGGCUGGUGGCUAUUCGGCCCGCGCGGCGUGCAUAUAUGCUCAGCCCAGGCCAGCAGUACUCAUGACAUCCUUCGGAUCUGCUGGGGACUGGCUUCUGGACCACUGGACGACUGGUCGUCCACCCACCACCAUAGCCAGCCGAGUAGAUCUUGACCAGGUACCAAAACUUCUUGCCGAUCGAACUGUCGUCAGUGAAGACUCACCGAAAAACGGCGUGAUAUCUAAUCGAUUUGCACUCACUGUUCGGUGGGAACUCGAUGGGACUUUCCUCGAUGGUUGCCUUGGAAGACCCGGGCUCGGUGCCAAGCUCAACCAGGUAGAAUAUAAGGAUCGAGCUGCGGCGAUACCCGACGAUCUUAGAAAGGCAUUUUUGCAGCUGUUUGUGACCAAGGAUCACCCGCCUUCCAUUUUCGUACAUGGCACUGCAGAUGAGGUCGUUCCAGACCAGGAGAGUGUGCAUCAUCACGAGCAACUGAAAAAAUUGGACGUGAAGACCGAACUUGUUCUUGUGAAAGAUGCCGGACAUGGGCUGGUGGAUUUGAAAUCUGGGUUUCCACCUAAGCAAGCGCCAGGGUCAACGGAGGCCUAUCAGAGAGCUUCCUCUUUCAUAGAUGAGGUGUUUCAAGCUGUCAAAAUAUGA